Messenger RNA from Solanum verrucosum, 794 nucleotides. RefSeq lists its product as uncharacterized. The transcript has 7 exons. NCBI's taxonomy places the organism in Eukaryota, Viridiplantae, Streptophyta, Magnoliopsida, Solanales, Solanaceae. Gene Ontology annotation, molecular function: protein binding. Bases 114 to 572 code for a protein of 152 amino acids. The record is from RefSeq and is a predicted model, not a curated record.
GGGUUAUCAUCGCUCUGCCUAUUCAUCAGUUUCGCCCGCCGUCGCCGUCACCGUCACCGCCGUCUCCAUCACUAUACCGUCGAGCCCUUUUGCUGCAACACUUAGUAUCAGGAAUGGGAGCUGACGAGGUUAUAGUGGAGCAGACUCCUUCUGGAACAACGUCUGAAUCUAUUGAAGCCUUGCUUGAGGCUGCCAGAUAUGAUGAUUUGGAUGAUGUCAUGAGCUUAGCAUCUUCUGGUGUUUCUCUCGAUUCAAAGGAUUCUGAGGGACGAACAGCGCUCCAUAUGGCUUCAGCAAAUGGGCAUUAUGGCAUCGUAGAGUAUCUUAUUCGUAAUGGAGCGGAUGUUAAUGCUUCCAAUGUGGAGAAAAAUACACCUCUUCAUUGGGCUUGUCUAAACGGACAUAUCGAGGUAGUGAAGACCUUAAUCCUUGCUGGUGCAACUGUCUCAGCCUUGAAUAGCCAUGAGAAGACUCCAAUCGACGAGGUCGUGUGUAGGGGUAAAAUGAACGUCAUCGAUGCGAUCAACGAGGCGGUAGCGCAACUUGAACUCACUGGCACAACGGUAUCAUAAGAAGUCAAAAUUUUACUUGUACAUUUUUCAUGUGAGGAUGCAAAAGUCUUACUGGUGGUCACUAUGUACAAAUAUUUUCUAAUAACUUAAAUAGCCUCUCUUUCAAGUAUUAUGUAAGCUUUGAACUUCUAGUGCUCUCUCACAUCAUAUUUGGUGACUAAGUUGACAAUGGCAAAUGAUGCAUACUCCAUUAUGUUAGUAACAAUUUCCUUGACCAAUUUA